Messenger RNA from Rangifer tarandus platyrhynchus (Svalbard reindeer), 456 nucleotides. Lineage: Eukaryota; Metazoa; Chordata; Mammalia; Artiodactyla; Cervidae. The record is from the annotation of a GenBank genome assembly.
AUGUCUAGCCUGAGGAAGGCCCUGGCGGUUUGGAUCAGCCUUGUCUCAGCAGCACCUCCUGCCUGUCUCGUGCAUAGACUCCGUGUGGGGGUAGCUGACUGGCCACUGUCUGCAGUGGGAGGUGGGUUGCUGAGGCGAGGAUUGACUCUUCUCACCUGUGAGGCUGACAUGAGUACAGAGAAUGCUGCUUCUCUAGAAACCAGACAGGUUUGUUUGCUUGCCAUAAUAAGGGAAAAUAGUGUCAUAUGUAGCAUUAAGAUGUUGGAUGCAUUUUCUCCCAGCCUGAAUAAUUAUAUAUGUACACAAAUAAGCAACUGUUACAUUCAAGGCUGGGAUUUUUCAAGACCCAAGUGGAGAAGCCUCCCACUUCCAGCAUCUCCCUCUGCCUUUGCAGUGGGAGGUGUGAUCAUCUCUCCGCACUUAUGGCCUUCUUUGUACGUUGGAAGUAUGUCGUGA